CCGCCGCCGCUGGGGUCUGGGCGCCAUGAGUGGGGCGCGGAGCGCGCUGGGCCUGUCUGUGCGGGCACCGCGGGCGGGCUGGCUGUGGGGGGCUGCGGCGGCGCUGCUGGGGCUGAGCGCCCUGGUCGGGGCAUGGCGCUGGGUCGGUGGGCUGAGGCGAGCGGCGGGCCGCCGCCGGCGCCUGCAGCGGGUGGGGACGGUGAUGAGUAUUUUCGUGUACCCGGUGAAGUCGUGCCGGGGGGUGGCGGUGCGGGAGGCGCAGGUGACGCCGAUGGGGCUGCGGAGCGGCGAGCUGCGGGACAGGUUUUGGCUUGUGACCAAGGAGGACGGGCACAUGGUUACAGCUCGGCAGGAGCCCCGGCUCGUCCUCGUUUCUGUCAGCUCUGAGGAUGGGCACCUGACCUUGGAAGCACCAGAAAUGAAGAAGCUGUGCUUGCCUGUGAAGCUGCCCAGGAAAAACCGUGUGAUGAACUGCAGGGUGUUUGGACUGGAUAUCCAAGGCAGGGACUGUGGAGAUGAAGUGGCUCAGUGGAUCACCACUUUUCUCAAUUCGGAGCCGUAUCGCCUGGUGCACUUUGAGCCCUCCAUGGUGCCAAGAAAGUCAAAAGACAUAAUAAAUCUCUUCCGAACCACAGAUGAGGUUGCCUAUCCUGACUGUAGCCCAGUCUUGGUCAUCUCGGAAGCUUCAUUGGAAGAUUUAAAUGCCAAGCUGGAGAAGAAAGUGAAGAUACAGAACUUCAGGCCAAAUAUUUUUGUGACGGAUUGCAGUGCUUUUGAGGAGGACACCUGGGAGGAUGUUCUUAUUGGCGAUGUGGAAAUGAAGGGGACAAUGUGUUGUGCCAGGUGUAUUUUAACAACUGUUAACCCAGACACUGGGGUGCUGGACAGGAAGGAGCCUUUGGAAACAUUGAAAAGUUACCGCUUAUGUGAUCCAUCUGAGCGACACAUCUACAAAUCCAGCCCUCUCUUUGGGAGAUACUUUGCUGUUGACAAAACUGGAACGAUUCAAGUUGGAGACCCUGUGUACAAGAUGGUCCAGUCAUAAGGGAUACUUCAAACAGAAGAUACCUUUUCACUUUGAUGCGCAAAUUGGUUUUCUGUGAACACAAUCACCAGCAUAACUUUUUCUUAUUUUGUGCAGUAUUUUUCAUGCUAUGUUCAUUUGUAAGGUGCAGGGGAGUCUUUGAGGCUAUGAAAUGCCAGUCAUUUCAGAUCAUGUAAUCUACUAGUAUGCCUGUAGCAGCCACAUCUUUAGUUUUUCUGGAGGCUGUGAUAGAAGGCUGUGAUCCAAGGCUGACUUCACAGCACUACUGUGAGUCACAUCCCCUACAAUUUUAUGUCAAACCCAAUAUUGGAAUCCAAAACACAAGGGCUUUGCAUCAUGUGUUAGAUAUAUUCAGUGCCUCAAAGGACCACAAAAAUAGUCAUGCCAAGCGUGAAGUAAGUAUGUUGAUCACAGAACUGCCUUUACAAGUAAACGUGGAGUGCAGAUGGCGAGGCUCUGUCUUAGAUUCCACCCUGCUUUGCUCGUAAUCAUCUUACCCUGUUUGUAUUUGGAGGUGCUUCUUUUGCAGUGUUUCUUAUCCUGCAGCCAUUUCCUGAAGGUUGCUACUGUCUUUUGAGGUUGAAGCAAGAUCAGAAGGAGAAGGACUGGGAGCUGACUAAGUGAUACUGUAGUCUAAAGGUGAGAACACCUGCUAACAGUGUGUGAGACUGCGGCUUUGUUUAGUUUAUGAUCUCUGCUUGAUAGAGUUUGAACCAUCAGGUUUUUCUCUAGUGAAGCAUACAGUAGCACCAAAGCUGUGGAGUAGUGAUGCAUUUGCUAAUGUUUCAGUUCGUCCUGUUUUAAGCCCAGCCGGUAACUCAGAACCACACAGCUGGUCUCUCACUCCUCGCCACCUUCUCCCCUGGCUCCCACAGGGAUGCUGAGGAGAAUCGAAAGAAUGUAACUCCCGCGGGUUGAGAUAAGAACAGUCCAGUAACUAAGGUAUAACACAAAUCACUACUGCUACCACCAAUAAUAACAAUGGUAAGGGAAAUAACAAGGGAAGAGAAUACAACUGCUCACCACCCGCUGACCAAUACCAAGCCUGACCUGAGCAGCAAUCUGGGCCUUCCAGGUGACUCCCCCCAGUUUCUAUACUGGCAUGACGUGCUGUGGGAUGGAAUACCUCUUUGGCUAGUUUGGUUCAGGUGCCUUGUCUCUGCUUCCUCCCAGCUUCUUGUGCCCCUCUGCCCUGGCAGAGCAUGAGACUGAAAAGUCCUUGAUCAGGGUAAGUAUUACUUAACAACUCAAAACAUCGGUGUGUUAUCAGCAUUCUUUUCAGGCUAAAUUGAAAACGGCACUUUACCAACUACCAAGAAGGAGAAAAAUGACUGCUACACCUGACCCUAGGACACAGUAGAACUUCCAGUCUGACUACAAGAAUUAGGUGUAUUAGAGACUUUAUGCACAUUGGAGAAGAAGAAAAGCUGUUGGGAGUGAUCCAGUUCUGAGCUGUCUCAUUCAAGUUGAUGUCCAGGCUGAUAUUUUAGGGCUCUGUGUUCAUGUGUAGCUCCUCUCUGGUUCAGGCAAUCUGUUACUACAGUAACUUAGGCUGUUAAGCAGAUGUGUGGGAAUCUGCAGUUUUAGACUUGAGCAUGUUAAUGUCCAGUAAGGGCACAUUUAGCUUUCUGGUUGCCCCCCACCCCUGCCCUUAACCAAAAUGUUAGCUAGUUGCAGGAAGCUGAUAAUUCUAUUUUAUGCUAUAUUUUAUACUGCAUAAAGCAGGGGAGGAAACUAGUUGGAUUAUGGCAGUAGUCUCUUCUUUAAGUGUUAAAAAAGUGGAUUCCAAGACACAAGCCAGCCAUCUUUCAAAUGUUGCUCUUGGAUGUUGCUUUGUUGUGGAUUGCUAGAUCUAGAAAGAGUGUUGAACUAGCCAAAAAGAGGAAUAUAAUUAAGGGUGAAGAAGGAUGAAUAUGACCCGAUGUGACCUUUAGAUUCUUUGCUCCCUGUUGUGAAUAUGAAAUUAGAAUUUUGCUGCAUUUUCACAACUCAGACCUGUAAGAUGAUGAAGAGCUGUUGCGCCUUUUGAGUAAAUUCAAAUGGAUGUAUGUGGCAAGCCUGAAGCAGGCACAUGGGGAAGGCAGUUUUCUGUUACUUGUGAACUCAGGGUUGCUCUGCAUAACAUUUUGUUAGCAGAGUGCUACGUAAGUACUAAGUUUUGCUGUGAGAGAUAAGUGCCCAGUUUGGACUUGAUGGUGCGUGUUUGUGUAUUGUUAUGCCUGAUGCAGCAGUGAAAAAGCAUCUUUUGAAAAGGAAAAUAAUCUUGAGGUUCACUCUUAAAAAGCUGAUGUUGAAGAUCCUUAACAUUAGAAGCUGAAAUCUUGUGGAAUUCCUAAUGGUAUUAUUAAGCAAAGAUAGCCUGCUGGCCUGCCAAAGCAGUUAAUUAAGUGUGUGUCUUCAUUAAAUCAAAGAAGUGGAAGGAAGGAGAGCUGAACUUUUGCCUCUAGCCAAACAUAAUUUUUCACUACUGUUUUAGCACCUCAUUAGGUUUUAUGUAGCAUAAAAUGUGUGGUAUAGAUCACGUUGCCUCUCGUUAGAUUAUCAUCUGUUGGGCUAAUUUGGAAAUGGGGCUGUCUUUCCAAUGAGAAUCUGCAUCUGCAUUCCUGUUAAGAAAAUGCCACAGAUCUAAAAUGAUGAUCCCUUUGAAAGUCCCUUAGAAGAUUAUGGCUUGAAUCCUAAAACAGGUGUAUGUCUGAGUACAACACAUCUCAAGAAUGUCACUUAAAUAUGUGGGAGGAAGUGGAGAGCAUAACUUUACAAACCUUUUAAUAUAAAUAUUUUCAUAUAAACGUUGAACUGCUGUAAUUGUAGGAAUUGUAUUUGAUAUUACUAAAGCCAUUUAUGAAAUGGACUGAAAACAUGUCAAUCGUGUAACACUGUUUUUUGAAUCGUGUACUUAAAAACGCUAAUUGCUUUUGUAACUCAAGAGGAAGCAAACAAAAGUAUAAACUUCUGUUGAAUCUAAA
Molecule: messenger RNA, 4011 nt
Organism: Neopsephotus bourkii (Bourke's parrot)
Lineage: Eukaryota; Metazoa; Chordata; Aves; Psittaciformes; Psittacidae
Gene: MTARC2
Product: mitochondrial amidoxime reducing component 2
Exons: 7
Coding region: 26-1045 (339 amino acids)
Biological process (GO): nitrate metabolic process
Cellular component (GO): mitochondrial inner membrane
Molecular function (GO): pyridoxal phosphate binding; molybdenum ion binding; molybdopterin cofactor binding
Source: RefSeq, a predicted model, not a curated record